Diabrotica virgifera virgifera (western corn rootworm) is the source of this 1392-nucleotide messenger RNA. RefSeq names its product dynein regulatory complex protein 10. Lineage: Eukaryota; Metazoa; Arthropoda; Insecta; Coleoptera; Chrysomelidae. Gene Ontology annotation, molecular function: protein binding. The transcript is spliced from 4 exons. The coding region runs from base 80 to 1333 and encodes 417 amino acids. The record is from RefSeq and is a predicted model, not a curated record.
UCGUACAUGUACGUCAAUAUUAUUUUCACAAAAUUAAAUAGUCAUUUUCGUUAUAAUUUUAAAAAUAUUUCAUCCAAAAAUGCCAUCUUUCACGCCACGAUCAGUCCUGGCGGAUGUCGAAAUGGACGAAGAUUUCGUCGAGGCUGUGGAGAAAUUUAAAGAUACAGAACUGACCCCCGAACAAAUGGCGUUAAAGAUCCAAGCAGACAGAGUCAUUUACACACUGAAUAGAUGUCUGGCAAAGCUGAAUACAGUGGCGCAUUUCCCAUUUUUACUACAGAACGACGCGGAGUUGUUGAGGAAGUAUUUGAGUCCUAACGAGGCGUUUUUCGUUCUGGAAGCUCUGUCAGAAUGGCGUCUCGACUUUGAUGUUUCAGAUAUACAACCAACUGAAUUCAUUAGUGAAUAUUUGAAGAUUGGUAAUAUUAAUAGGUCACCAACAAAAAAACAACAACCCACAGCAGUUUUACCAGAGGAUUUCCCAAAUGCACAAGUCUACCAGAUCGUAGAUAUAAUUUUCUAUAACAAAUGUUUGCAAUCAAUUAUUCGCUCAACAGAGAAGCCAAAAAUCGACUGGCAUGUGAUGAGUCUUAUAAAACUUCUCCAAGAUUUGAAGAACAUCGCAAAAACCAAGCUAUAUACAACAGGAGACGAACAGAACGCAAUGGAGAAAGAACUUCGAAGAGCUUACAAGUCCAACGUCCUACUAACAGCUGCCAUCGAGGAUUUGAAGCAACAACUAGAAAAACAAAGAAAAGAACUAGGAGAUCAACUAAACGAAAAGCUGAAAGUGUUCGAGAUGUAUAACGAAAAAAUGGAAACAGUCAAAGAAAAUUUUGAAAUCGAAAUGAGAAAAACCCAACGUGAUACGGAGAAGACGAUGAUGCAGAAAACAAUGGAGAGCGAAGAGGCGCAAGCUUUCUUAGCAGACGAAGCUGAGAGAGUUGUUAAAAGAUAUCAGGAUCUUCUUCAAACAAAUCUGCAAGCAGAAGGUAGCUCGAGAGCUAAGAGAUCCAAAAUUGAGACGCAGUUGCAGAAUUGGAUCAAUACGUUCGAUCAGGAUAUUGGAGAAAAACAGGCUCAAUUUGAUCAAUUACAAGAAGAAUACGACCAAAAAAAGGCGGAAAUAGACGAAGCUCAAAAGGUUAUAGACGAGCAGGAAGAAGAGUACAAUAGACUAAUGGCCGAGAAGGCCGAAGAAGAAGAACGGUUGUAUAACGAAAUGGCGUACCAAUUCUUCCUCGACAGAUCUGCAAGGAAAAUUCAAAGAUAUUGGAGAGCAUAUGUGGAGAAAAAGGCGACAAAGAAGAAGAAGGGCAAAAAGAAGAAAUAAAUAUAUAAAUAGUGUAAUUUUAUAGUAAGGUAAUUUUUAAAUACAUAGUAUGAAAAAUA